Messenger RNA from Penicillium bovifimosum, 534 nucleotides. Its product is annotated as acireductone dioxygenase (Ni2+-requiring). Gene Ontology annotation, molecular function: acireductone dioxygenase [iron(II)-requiring] activity. The transcript is spliced from 3 exons. Bases 1 to 534 code for a protein of 177 amino acids. Lineage: Eukaryota; Fungi; Ascomycota; Eurotiomycetes; Eurotiales; Aspergillaceae. The record is from RefSeq and is a predicted model, not a curated record.
AUGAAGGCCUACUGGUACGAUAAUCUCGAGGGCGACCAGCGCGAACCCCACGACUCCGGCCGUGCAGUCUCAGAAGAGAAACUCGCCUCUCUAGGCGUGCUAUACAAGCACUGUCCGACGAUCGAGGCAGUGGACACAAUCGCCGCGAGCCGGGGAUACCGCAACCGCGACGAGGUGUGCGUAUCGCCUCAGACGAUGGGCGCCGUGUACGAGGAGAAAGUCAAGUCCUUCUUCUCUGAGCAUCUGCAUGAAGACGAGGAGAUUAGGUAUAUCCUCGAUGGAGAGGGGUACUUUGAUGUGCGUGGAAAGGAGGACGAGUGGAUUCGCAUUGCGCUUGUGAAGGAUGAUAUGAUUAUUCUUCCGGCGGGGAUUUAUCAUCGGUUUACUACGAAUGAGCAGAAUUAUGUUAAGGCUAUGCGGCUUUUCCAGGAUGAGCCUAAGUGGACGCCGUUGAAUCGUGGUGCGGAUGUUGAUGGGAAUCCGCAUCGUAAGUCUUAUGUGGAGAAAUUUGUUGGGUCUACUGCCACUGCUUAA